Molecule: messenger RNA, 1426 nt
Organism: Astyanax mexicanus (Mexican tetra)
Lineage: Eukaryota; Metazoa; Chordata; Actinopteri; Characiformes; Acestrorhamphidae
Exons: 3
Coding region: 195-1007 (270 amino acids)
Molecular function (GO): metalloendopeptidase activity
Source: RefSeq, a predicted model, not a curated record
UCUUUUUUCUGCAAGACCAGUGAACGUGUCUCAAAGAGUUCCGCGUAGUUUACAGUUACUCACUCAUUUUAGCAGCCAACAAAACUAACAGCAACUUUUAGAGAACUCAAAACGCCCUGAGGACCAGUAUAUGUGAAUCUCACAGGUUACUUGAAGACAUCUUGAAGCUCAGCUGAACAGCCUUCUUCACAAAAAUGGCCAACUAUUUAAUGGAUCUGAGCGAAGAAAAGCAGAGGAUUGCAGAAGAAGCAAGAAAGGCUACCUCUGAGAUAAUACAGGAUGCUAUUGAUAAAGAGUGUUACGGCCUCCCAGUCACCUUCCAUAUGACUAAUUGUCCAGAACCAUUCGAGUCCCACACGUUCUGCUGCAUUCCCACCAAGGAAUUUCUGCAGAAUCUUCUAGCCAAGCUCAGUGAAGCACGUUUCAUAGAGGACACAGACCCUGCAGAGAGUGAAACCUUUGCUUAUGUCACUCCACAGGAUAACGAUGGCAUUAUUUAUUUGUGUGAAGCGUUCUGGGAGGCAGGAGACACACUGUGUGAAGAUUCAAAGCCUGGAACACUAAUCCAUGAAGUUUCGCAUCUGUUGGGUACAGAGGACAUCUUUUAUGAACACAUGACUUUAGAGUUCUAUGAAAACUAUGGAACUCUGCUGGGCAAGUCACAAUUUUGCAUACAUGUUAAUGGAAAGGAAUUUAACGAGGAAGUGUUUCAGGUGAAUGCCAACAGCCUAGAGCAUGAGUUUGAGACCAUCAUCAACCAUGAGGGAGCAUACUCUGAUGGUAAAUACCAGUGCUGUGGAGAAACCAAGAAAUACUCUGUUUGCACACAUCGCUUUAGAGGCCAUUACUAUCUGCAUGAAAGACUUUCCGCCGAAAAAGAUCUGAUGGAGCGCAAGCUGGCAAAGUUUCGGGAAGAGAUAGCUGCUCGCACAAACCAGCAAGAAAAGAUCAAAUAUGUGAAGAAAAAGAACCAGGCCUGCGAGAAGAUUCCUGUUAUUGAGGCCUGAAAACAACCAGAGGAAAUACGUUCAGCUUCCAUGAUAAUAAAUGCUAAGAUUAAUUUAGUUAACCUGAAUCCAAACAGUAGGGUAUUAGAGAUCAAUAUUUCAGAUGCUACAUAUACAUAUGUUUGGAUAUGCUGUUUGUUUGUUCAUUUAUUCACUAGUGUAAGAAAAAUACAUAUUAGUAUUAGUGUUCAGUGUUAGCUCUUUAGGUCUGCAUUUCAUCCUCUUCAAGUUAGCAGGUGUAUGCAAUUUAUGUUCACUGAUUAAUGUCACUUUUCUUUUGUAGUGAGUCAUAUUUAACCUACUAUGUUACAAAAGAUUAUGUACAAUUCAAUUUACCAGAGCAUUGUUUUUGUGAUUUUAAUUUCUUCUUUGUGUAUUCCAUAGCUCUAUUCUGCUUUUAUUAUUGCUGGUUACAGUUA